UGAGCUCUGUUCCAGACGUGUCUGUUAUCAUCAGCAUUUUAACCGCAGGAGGAACAUUUUCAUGAAACAUACGCCCAUGGAGCCAAUGACAUUUGUAACCGUGACAACACUGUGGCCUGAAAACAACAGUGCGUCCCUGCCAACCGGUCCAUCAUCAACUUCUGCAGAAUGGGAGCUUAUCCACACCAUCAUUCCCCCGUACAUCUUCACCUUAUCCCUGUUGGGCCUUCUCUUUAACAGCUUUGUCCUCGGGGUGUUCUUCGUCCACAAGGACCGACUGACCGUAGCAGAGAUCUACCUGAGCAACCUGGCGCUGGCAGACUUUAUUCUCCUGUGCGGCCUCCCCUUCUGGGCAAUGAACAUCAUCAACGAAUUCAACUGGCCGUACGGAGAUGCCUUAUGCAAACUGGUCAACUCCGUCAUCAUCAUUAAUUUCUACACCAGCAUCUACACCCUGGUUAUGAUUAGCAUUGACCGGUAUCUGGCACUCGUGAAAACUAUGAUGGCCAGGUGGCUGAGACGGAGGCUCUAUGCCAAGGUCAUCUGCUUCAUCCUGUGGAUAUUAGCGGUCAUACUGAGCACGCCAGCACUAGUACACAGAAAGGUGAAGUUCAUUGAGGAGUUCGAGACAACAUCCUGCAUCCUGGAUUACAGUCAUAACAGCUCUUGGAAACUGGCCCAUCAGAUCCUCUUAAAUAUAGUUGGCUUUGUUCUCCCUGUUUUGGUUAUUGUUUUCAGCAGUGGAAACAUAAUCAAAGCUUUAGUUCAGAGGAGCGACAGUGUUGCUUUUCAUGACACUCAUGACACAAAAGCCACAGUGUUGGUUUAUGCUGUCACAAUACUAUUCUUACUAUGUUGGGGUCCCUUCCAGAUCUUCACCUUCCUCGACACACUCUGUGAUAUCCAAGCACUGGAUGAAAAGCUGUGGAUCCAAACUCUCGAUAUAGGAGGUCAGGUUUCAGUGUAUUUGGCCUUUCUUAACAGCACACUGAACCCUCUGCUGUAUGUCUACUCAGGGCAGUACUUCAGGAGGAAAGUAAGCGCCAUCUACAGGAGAACUAGACAUCGUCGCAGAGAGUCAGACAUGAUCACAUAUCAACGCUCUGUUGUGUCCACUUAUAUUAACAGAACAGAGCAAAUUAAGACUGUGGUCAUUUUUAAUGCAAAGAACCAAAUGUGA
Molecule: messenger RNA, 1180 nt
Organism: Plectropomus leopardus (leopard coralgrouper)
Lineage: Eukaryota; Metazoa; Chordata; Actinopteri; Perciformes; Serranidae
Gene: bdkrb1
Product: bradykinin receptor B1
Biological process (GO): positive regulation of cytosolic calcium ion concentration; cell chemotaxis; immune response
Cellular component (GO): membrane; external side of plasma membrane
Molecular function (GO): C-C chemokine binding; bradykinin receptor activity; C-C chemokine receptor activity
Source: RefSeq, a predicted model, not a curated record